This is a messenger RNA of Dimorphilus gyrociliatus, 7126 nucleotides long. The record is from the annotation of a GenBank genome assembly. Lineage: Eukaryota; Metazoa; Annelida; Polychaeta; Dinophilidae.
AUCUAGUUUUUUUUUGUAUGUAUGAGGCAUUGAACUCAUAGUUCUAUUUAAAAUUAUGCGUAGGCUUUUAUAAUUUGUCCACUACUGUCAGCGAAACAAGAUCACAAAUUCGGCUAUGUUUAAUGUGUGCAACUUAUAACUUACAAAUAUAAUGUCAAACCAGAAUGUGGAGGAAACUGGUAGAGAAACUUUUACGAUAGCAUCUAAAACGUAUGCAGAUGACAACAGGAAAACAGACAUGGCGGAGAGGAGACGAGCGUUUUUCGCUCAGAAUCUACAGAAUUUUGCUCGUUCCUUAGCUAGUUUAGAAGCAGUACCAUUAGCAAAGCUCGAUCGUUUGAAAGCUCACUGUCCUGUCUUCAAUUCGCAACCUUCUGUAAUAAUCAACAGGAGAUCUCGAGAUGCAAUUAUUGCCCUGGGAAUAUUUCUAAUCGAAUCAAAGCUUCAGCAUAAAGAAGAUAUUCUUUCUUACUUUCUAAAAAUAUUGGAAAUACUACCGAAUUUUGAGUGGGACUUGACACAAUUUACUGAAGACUACAAACUACCUCCCCAGGAAUGUUUUUCCUUUAUUAUUAUAACCUUACUAAAUGACGUGAUUAUAAAAGAUAACUCUUUAAAGACAAGUAUAAUCAGCUAUCAAAUUAAGCUUCUACGUCAAUUAACUGAUUCCUUAACUUCGUCUGAAAACGAUGCACAAUGCAAAAGGCUUAUUCUUGUAUUAUUGGGAGCAAUCAGAGCUUUUGGAAGAUUGAGUUUGAACGAAAAUGCUUCUCUUUAUUCCUCCUUAUUUACCUCUCAUCGUGGAUUAACUCAACUAAAGCAGACGCCCGCUCAGCCGAAAAAAAUCCCAACUACCCCUAAAAAAACGUUUCAGGUCAGAAGCGUUAUCCCUCGAGUAAUGUCGCAGCAAAUGCAUUUAAACAUUGUCGGUGAAGGGGAUUCAGACACGAUAAGGUCGGGUACAUUUUGUAGUCAAUCUGACUUGAACAAUCGAUUGAGUAAUGAUGAUAAAAGACGCUCUCACUUCGAAAUACCUGUUGUGAAGAAUAUCAACAAUAUCGAUCCAUCAACUCACUAUUUUAAUAAAGUCGGCUCGUGUUUUAGCGAUGUCGAAAAAGAAGAUCCAUCUUUAAAUAUAAGAAUUUGUAAGGCGAUUGACUUGUCAAGCUCCGAAUUGGAUGAAAUACUUACCAUAGUUGAAGAUUUAGUAAAUAAGAAGCUAUUAAAUAAAUUCGAUCAACUAUGCAAAGAUGAAAAACUGCGAUCGAAAAAGUCGAUGAAGAGAAAAAAUAAUCCAUACAAAAGUUUAGGAGAGGUUAUUACAUUUACAGUUUCAGUUAUGCUUAGAGACUUACUGCAUUCCCGCCAAGAUUUGCCCAAAGAGUUUCAUGAUAAGAUUAGAAAUUUCGUUUUCACAUUAUCUGGUAAUGGUUAUCUUCAGCUAGAACUUCAUCCAAGUGCAACAAAUGACAAACAUACUAAUAAUUUUAGCGAUUUAGCUGUACAGGGCAAUAGGGCUUGUACUGAAUUAAUGAUUUGGGCAAGGCAAGACGAAGCAGAAGCUCAAAAGUUGGAAGGUGUUUUAAAAAGGAAAUUAAGAAAUAGUUUAGAUCCUAAAUUAUUAUCUACGCAUUUUCCACUGCAUCUAGCAGCAAUAUCAGUUAUUGGUAAAUUGGCAAAAAAAUUUCCACAUAUGGCGUCGUCGGUUGUGAGCGAAUUAAGAGAUUUUCUUGUUAUCCCAGCACCAAUUUUAUUUAAAUAUGUAAAAUACUCUCAAUCUUCCGAAUAUGACAAAUAUGCACGAUUAGGAUCGUUAUUGGUUUCAUCAGAAGGAAUUGUAUUCGAUACACUAGAUACCUCAUUACAAAAAAAUUCUAAAAUGAAAAUGGCGGCAAUAUUUGAAACACUUAGAGAUACAGCUAUACAGAAUAUAUGCUUAGCUUUGGAAGCAGGAUAUGAAAUAGAUAACAACAGUGUUGAUGCAUUUCUUCUAUCUCUAAUUGGUAAAUUGACGGAAAGUGAACUAACAAACAAUAAAGUUAAAAUUGUAACCGUCAAUACUAUAUUUACAAUGGCAAGAGUUGCAGUUGUAUUAAAACAUAUUCCAAAAGUUGUUGAAACUGUUAUGUCCCUGCUUAAUCAAAAAUUUUGCAAUCCUCCGUCAGUUAUUGACACUCUUAUAGUUGAUCAGUUUGCCUACAUGGUCAUUGGUGGUUGUGAUCAAGUUCGGGAACAUAUAAUUAAAGUUUUAAAUUCAAUAUGCGUUGAAAGUAGCAUUACGUCAGAAUCCCAAAAAGUCAGCAGAUAUCGCCAUGUAUCAUACGCUGCAAUUGACGCUUAUGCCAAAAUUGCAGUCCAUUUAACUGGCGAAACGGAACUAAUGGAUAUGUUAAAGGCUUUAUUAGAAGUAUUUGUUCAAUUGGGAUUAGAAAGUAAAAGGGCAACUGAAAAAGCGCAUUUUGCGCUUAAGUUGACACAUUCAAAUUUUCCAACUGCAAAGGCUUCAAGUUUCGCCGGAAGUUUGGGGAUGCUUAUUCCAGUCAUUGCAGUUUUGAUUAAAAGACUACCAGUUCCUACUGUUGAUAAUCCAAAUAUAAGAUUACAUGGGCUGUUUAGAGACUUUUGGUUAUAUUGCGUUACUUUGGGAUUUACAGAGAAGGCUCAAUGGCCAUCAGAAUGGGUUGAUAGCGUUUACGAAGUAGCUACAAAAUCUCCAAUGCUUACUCUGGGUGAAACGGCAAGAUCAUUAAAUUAUACAGGCGUUAUAAAAAAUGAGACUGUUGGAGCUACCGAAUUGGCCGAAUUAAGACAAACAUUAAUAAGAGAAAUUCAAAUUACAAAUUCUAAUGAUCAGAAAUAUAAUCAACACUUUACUCAAAAUAUCAGGAGUUCAAUUAUGAGUCAGGAUUUUAAUAGAUGUGGACAUAUUUUAUCAGUUUUGAAAUUGGAAACAAUUAGAGCAAAGUAUACUAACGGUACUGAUAUCCUAGACAGACUCUUUCGAUACUUAGAGGAUCAUAACUUAAAUAAAAAUAAAAACUACUUAUGCGAAUGUAUGAGCGCGGCAAUGUACAAAGCUUUUACAAUAUUCUUAGAAACUCAAAAGUCAAAGGAGAAAUGCGAACAAAGGGAACAAGAGAUGGAAAAGCAUUUUCAAUUUUUAUUAGUUAAAUUCAAUCAUAUUACUGAUAGAAUUAAGUAUUUUGCUGAUUACUGCAUAACAGAUUUAGUAUAUGUAUUUCCUUAUGUGCUAUGGAGUGGUAGGGUAAUUAGAACAAUGUUAGAUAUUUUACAAAUUCUCUCCAUGUCUUUGGAUAUGGAUCCACAUGAAGACACCCCUGAAUUUAAAGUACCUGGUACUCCAUAUUGUUUACGGGUAAUGGAUAAUAUGAACGGUAGAGAGAAAAUCGUUCAAGAUUACGCCAAUAGAGUUGUUGACAUCUUAAAAGAGUCUAUGACAUGGGCACCAAAUACUGUUCGUUCCUACCUAAUUGAAUAUAUUCGGGAAGUUAAGACGGAAUCAAACACGAAAAAUGCCCAAAGCUAUACGAAUCUAUCAUUCAUAACGGAGACUGUAUUGGAAUAUGCUGGUUAUACGAGAGUAUCACCUUGGUCAGCAUCACUGGGGAAUAUGGUUAUAUCGAAAAGACCGAAUUGCGUGCAAAAAGAUUCGGGUAAAUUUAUGGCUCAGUUAAAUAUGAGAAGUUUGUCAGCUGGAGAAAUAAAUGGAAUGCUUGCACUAGAUAUUAAAAUUGACGAGUUAAUUGACAGAUUAACAGACAAUUUAAACCGUAAUUGCAAAGCUAAAGAUUUGGAAGAGUUUAAGCAUUAUUUGUAUAGAGUGACGGCUUUGCAAGUUCAUUUAACGGUCCCCGCAAGAAAGUUAAUUCACGCCAUUUGUUGGGCUCCUGUAAAAUAUUUUGGUCAAGAAUAUAUGGAAAUAGCUCUUGACUGCUGGCAAUGGCUUUUGUGUGCUAAACCACAAUUUGUGGCUCAAUUUAUGCAAGAAAUGUCAAUGGCAUGGCAAAAUACAGUUGACAAAAGAAUGGGUCUUUUUGAAGAAACAGAAGAAGGAACUAGUCCUAUCUCUGCUGGUCCAGAUGAUAUUUGUGAACCAACAGCUCCUAGGGUUACACCACACGAUACAUGGACAAAGUUUCUGGUUGAACAAGUUGAAAUGGCUAAAUACUCAAGUCAAGAUCGAAUUGAAGUUUUUGUUGGCAUGCUGCACAAAUGUCUUAGCAUCAACAUUACUAAACGACCUCUCAUGAAUCGUCACGCUUCUGCAAUUGGUCCUCGGUUUAGGCUAUUGUAUAUUGGUUUGACUCUUCUACAAUGUGAAGGAGUUUCGAAAACAACAGCAAAAUGCGUUUUACGAGAGCGUAUUUAUUCAACAGCGUUUGAUUAUUUCAGUAGUAUGCCAACAUAUCCAACCUUUAAAGGGACAGAGCUAAAGGACGUAAUCGAAAAUGACUUAAUUAAAUUCUGGAAUAUUUUAGGAUCUGAAAGAAAACAUUUAAAAAGUGAUACACCAGAUACUCUUGGAGAAAGUGUCAACAAAAAUAAUGACGAUAUUUCGAUUCAUCUAGACUCGAAUCAUUCGUCAAUCCCUACUAACAGAGUACCAAGCGGUCGCACUAGCUCAUCAAAACGAUCUGGAGGUACAUUAAGUACUAAAAGCAAAGUAGACCCUGACGCUUACGCUAAAGUCUACCAAAGAAAGGGACACUUAAUACUUCAUCUAUUAGGCACAGAAAUAGAUCGGUUGGCAGUUUGGAGCAAUCCAUCUAAACUAACCGAGUUACAACUGGACAAGGAGAAGCUAUUAAAGAUAGAACAAUAUGUAUCUCAAAGCGGACAUACGAAACAAAAAUAUUGGAAAGAUAUAGCCUGUUUUGCUUUUAAUAGUAUCUCUCCAGAUUUAGCUAUAUACCUUCCUGAAAGAUUCGCUGGUAUUGAAUCUUUAACAACAGAAUUGGCUAGAUUAGUAAGGCUUAAUCCAGGAAUUUGCUCUCACAUACCAGAAGCUGUUCAAUAUCUAGCAACGGAUCACGUUAUAGAGAAUGAUCUUACGGAAUUAAGUCAUAUGCUAACAUGGUCGGUUGGUUCUCCUGUAAUGGCUUUAUCUUAUUUCAAUAAAAGACAAUACCCUGUUCAUCCAAUAACUGUUCAAUAUGCAACUCAAGUACUACGAGAAUAUUCUCCAGAUAUCCUCCUUUUCUACGUACCUCAGCUCGUCCAAGCUCUUCGUUAUGAUAUUGAAUUAUAUUAUGUAUCAGAACUUCUUAUUUGGCUAGCCAGCCAUUCUCAGCUAUUAGCCCAUCAGCUAAUAUGGAAUAUGAAAACAAACGCGUAUAUGGACGAAGCCAGCCUCAUCUACGACGAGUCUAUUGGACCUCAACUAGAAUUUGUGACAGAUGAGAUUAAAAAACAAUUAAGUGGAGAUGCCAAGGAAUUUUAUGAGAGAGAGUUCUCUUUCAUGGAUGAUAUUACUCAAGUUUCUGAAAAAAUUAGACCCUACCCUAAAGGACCACUAAGAAAAGCCAAAUGUCUACAAGCCUUGAAGGAAGUAGAAUUAAGGAAAGGUUGUUAUUUGCCAUCAAAUACCGAUGCAUUGUUGACGAAUAUUGAUUAUAACUCUGGAACACCUAUGCAAAGUGCUGCAAAAGCACCUUAUUUAGCGAGAUUUGUAGUACGAAAAUGUAAAGUAAAAGAUCUCGAAAAAAUCGGUAUGAGUCGCGGUGACCUAACAAAAGAACUUGCAGCCGGACUAGGUCCCGAAAAGAUGCAAGGUGCCAUCUUUAAAGUAGGUGAUGACGUUCGACAAGAUAUGCUUUGUCUUCAGAUUAUGGAAUUAUUUCAAAAAAUUUUCAAAAAAGUUGGUAUAGAAUUAUACGUUAGCCCUUAUAAGGUUGUAGCAACGUCUCCCGGAAGUGGAGUUAUUGAAUGCGUUCCAAACAGUAUUACUCGAAUGGAAAUUGGUAAUAAAACAGCAAGCAGCUUAAAACAAUAUUUUAUUGAAACAUUUGGCGAUAAUACGCCAGAAUAUCUUAUGGCUCGACGCAAUUUUACUGUAUCAAUGGCAGGUUAUACUGUUCUUAGUAUGAUUUUAAAAAUAAAGGAUCGCCAUAAUGGCAAUAUUAUGAUAGAUUUCAAAAAGGGUUAUAUAGUACACAUAGAUUUUGGUUUCCUUAUACAAAGUUCUCCUGGAGGCAAUAUAAAUUUUGAACCUGAUGCUAAAAUAAGUGACGAGAUGAUUGAGUUAAUGGGCCCUGCUUCAUUGAAUUAUUUUGAAGAGUUAUGCGUGCACGGUUUCCUUGCCGUAAGGCAAUAUCGAGAAGAACUUGUGACCCUUAUUCAUCUAAUGAUAGAUACUAAGCUUCCUUGCUUUAGAAUGCCUGCAACGUGCGUUAAAGAGCUACGUCAAAGAUUUCUACCAAACUAUACUGACUCCAAAGCGAUAACAGAAUUUCUGACUAAAUUACGUAAUUGCAAUAACAACUGGCGCACAUUAUGGUAUGAUAGAAUUCAAUAUCUGCAAAAUGACAUUCCAUAUAAGUAAACGAGGUACAACGUGUUUUGCCAGUUAUAUAUUUCAACUAAAUAAUGUGCCAUUAAAAUAUGUAUUUAUUAAAGUCAAUGUGAUGAAAAGAGCAAUUCAUUUUGUAUUUAAAAAUAGCUUGUAUACUUGAACACUAUUCAGAAGAUUCACGUCUCACUAUUAUGCAAUAUUGGAGAUUCUUUUUAUUUCAGAUGAUAUUUUUGUUUUACGAGUAAUUACUAUAUGUAUAGUAAUCCAUCUUUAAGUGCAUGUAGCUGUAUAUAUAUAUAUAUAUAUAUAUAUAUACUCCUCUCUCUCUCUGCAUAGAAAAUUUUACUAUACUAUUUAUGUCAUUAAUCAAUCAGCUAGUCGUUUUCAAUAUUUAUUGAUGGUGAUCUUAAUUUGUGAUUCUUCAUUUAAUCAACCUGUUUUUAUGGUUGAACUGAUGAAAAACCCUGUAAGAGUUAUUUGACAUUGUAAAUUCAAAAAGAAAACAAUAACAACAUUAUUCGUCUAUUUGUUUUCGUUUAAAGCAUAAAAAAUUUGUCUCUGUUUUUAACCUUUAACCUUUAAAGUUGACUAUAG